AUGGCCCUCCCCCCGCCGGCCGCCGCGCCGGCCCCAGGCGCCCUUCUUAACGAGAACCUGGCCGCCCUGCUCCAGCAUUUGAAGAUAUCCUUGCAAACACAAGCCGCCGACGAGGGGCGCCGCACGUGCUUGGAGAUUGCGCCGGGGCUCUGCAGGCAGCUCCAGGUGGCCCUGUCCCCGCACGACUGGCUGCGCUGUGCCGCCCCAGACCCGGCAACGGCGCUCCGGCUAGAACUCGCCGUCUUGUGCCUCGACUUCUGCCCCGAUCAUGGUCUCCAGGUGCAGCUCAUGGAGGCCGUCUCGCUCUACGCGAACCGUCACGUGCCCUGGAGCAACGAGCGGCUCGCGCGGAUCUGCGGGCGCGUGGCCACGGCCCGCUGCGUGCCGCUUCUUGCCGACUUUGCGGACGUUGUGUCCAGGCGCUUUCUAGCGGUCUCGGGCGCCCGGCUCACGACGGUCCGGACGGGCGCAAGCGGGGCACACGGGCGCACUACGGCGGCGGAUCGAAAGGCGGAUAUAAAGGCGGAUUCAAAGACAAAGAUGGCGGAUAUUCAGGCACUGGACAUCCAGACAGGGGACAUUCAGAUACUUGAUAUUCAACUGGACAUACAACUGGAGAGACAGGCACUGGGUAUACAACUGGAUGUUCAGACACUGGACAUUCAUCUGGACAUACAGAAACUGGACAUUCAGACACUGGACAUACAACUGGAUGUUCAGACACUGGACAUUCAUCUGGACAUACAGACACUGGACAUUCAGACAGGGGACAUACAACUGGAUAUUCAGACACUGGACAUUCAUCUGGACAUACAGAAACUGGACAUUCAGACACUGGACAUACAACUGGAUAUUCAGACACUGGACAUUCAUCUGGACAUACAGAAACUGGACAUUCAGACACUGGACAUACAGACACUGGACAUACAACUGGAUAUUCAGACACUGGACAUUCAUCUGGACAUGCAGACACUGGACAUUCAGACAGGGGACAUACAACUGGACAUAUAUCUGGACAUAUAUCUGGACAUUCAGGCACCACACCCAAAAACACCCCACCCAAAAACGCCACACCCAAAAACACCCCACCCAAAAACGCCCCACCCAAAAACGCCCCACCCAAAAACGCCACACCCAAAAACACCCCACACUCGGCGGCUCCAGACGCGGCACACCAAGAUGCGGCCCGCCUCGCCCGCAUUGGGCCUCCGGCUCCGCAGCGCCGCGGAAGAAUCCGAGCGCGCGGCCUGGAAAACGUCCCCGGACGUGACGGCGCUUGCCUCGGCCGUCUUGCUCAUGGCCUGCGACGACACCGGCCAGUACGCGGCCGCGUGCGCGGCGUUCGUGCUCAACGUGUUGGACGACGCAGACCCGCUCUUCCGCGCCCAGGGCUGCUUCCUCCUCCAGCACAUGGUGGCGCUGGGCCACGGCGCGUUCUUGGCGCGCCGCGGGCUCCUCGCCGUGUUUGCGCAGGCCGUGGAAACGUGCUUGACGUACUUGCCGCAGCUCACGCCCGCGCCCGUGUCGCUCCGCUUGCUCCGGGACGCCGCGUACCCGGCGCUCCUCGCCGUGUUGGGCGCCGGCGCCGACACCACGUAUGAAGCGUACUGGGCGGUGCUCGACGGCCAUCUCCUCGCGCUGGUGCGCCACGUGCUGGGCCGCCACAACGACGCGCCGACCAACGCGGUGCUCGCGUUCUUGUUCGACCAGAUCGCGCGGCUCGUCCUCCAGAACUUGCGGCUCGCGGUGCUCGCGGGCGUCUCGCGCUUGAACGCCGUUGUGUGCCACACCUUGGCGGACGCCUUCGUUCUCGAUAGCGAUAACGGCGCGCUCGUGGUGGACGCGGCCUUGCGCGUGCAUGCGGCGCUCCUCGACCUCUGCGCCCAGCACGCCGGGCCCGAGCCGAAGCGGCUUCUCUUGGCCUACCGCCUCGACCUCUUGGCCAGCUGGGCCAUCCUCGCCCGGCGCGUCGUGAAGUACGCGGCCGGCACGCCCGACACCGCGCGGCUCUUGCGGCACAACGUGGCACGCCUCCGGGAAGUGGGCGUGGGCGCCGGCUCGCGGCACGUGGAGCUGGACCUCGCGGCCCUUCUCGCGGCCGCGCCUGCCUUGCGCGACGUGCUCGUGUAG
Molecule: messenger RNA, 2130 nt
Organism: Metschnikowia bicuspidata var. bicuspidata NRRL YB-4993
Lineage: Eukaryota; Fungi; Ascomycota; Pichiomycetes; Serinales; Metschnikowiaceae
Exons: 1
Coding region: 1-2130 (709 amino acids)
Source: RefSeq, a predicted model, not a curated record